Aspergillus ibericus CBS 121593 is the source of this 966-nucleotide messenger RNA. Its product is annotated as arabinan endo-1,5-alpha-L-arabinosidase. Lineage: Eukaryota; Fungi; Ascomycota; Eurotiomycetes; Eurotiales; Aspergillaceae. The coding region runs from base 1 to 963 and encodes 320 amino acids. The record is from RefSeq and is a predicted model, not a curated record. The transcript has 3 exons. Gene Ontology annotation, biological process: carbohydrate metabolic process. Gene Ontology annotation, molecular function: arabinan endo-1,5-alpha-L-arabinosidase activity.
AUGCGUUACGCACUUACAGCACUCGCCGCUCUGCCCGGGCUGGCUCUUGCCUACUCCAACCCCGAGUCCUGCUCGGGAACAUGUGUCGUCAGCGACCCCGGUCUUAUGCGCCGUGUGUCGGAUGGCAAGUACUUCCGCUUUUCCACCGGUGGUGAAAUCACCUUUGCUACGUCGGACUCGCUGUUCGGUCCCUGGACGGGUGUGGGAUCCGUUGUCCCCGGUGGAUCCCGCAUCGAUCUGUCCGGUAACACCGAUUUGUGGGCCCCCGACCUCCACUACAUCGAAGGAACCUACUACUGCUUCUAUGCGGUCUCGACCUUCGGCUCGCAAUCCUCCGCCAUCGGUCUCGCCACCUCCACCACUAUGGAGCUCAACAGCUGGACCGACCACGGCUCCAUCGGCGUCGCGUCCAGCAGCGGCAAGCUCUACAACGCCAUCGACCCCAACCUCAUCAAGGCCGACGGAACCUUCUACAUGAACUUCGGGUCCUUCUACGAUGACAUCUACCAGGUCAAGAUGAACUCCGCGGGUACCAAGACCGCCGGUAGCGCCGCCUACAACAUCGCCUACAACGCCACGAGCACUCACUCCGAGGAGGGCGCCUACAUGUACCAGUACGGCAACUACUACUACCUGUUCUUCUCUUCGGGUGCGUGCUGCGGUUACGACACCGAUCGCCCGGCUGCUGGCGAGGAGUACAAGAUUAUGGUGUGUCGGAGCACGGAGGCGACUGGGAACUUUGUUGAUAAGAAUGGUGUCGCUUGCAGGGAGAGCGGUGGUUCUCCUGUCCUCGAGAGUCACGGUACCGUCUAUGGCCCCGGUGGCCAGGGUGUCUACGAUGACCCGAAAUACGGCACCAUCCUCUACUACCACUACAUCAACACGGAGAUCGGCUAUGCGGAUGGCGAUAAGCAGUUCGGCUGGAACGUGAUCGACUGGUCUGAUGGAUGGCCGUCUAUCUAAGCU